Brassica napus (rape) is the source of this 1160-nucleotide messenger RNA. RefSeq names its product formin-like protein 14. The transcript is spliced from 9 exons. NCBI's taxonomy places the organism in Eukaryota, Viridiplantae, Streptophyta, Magnoliopsida, Brassicales, Brassicaceae. The record is from RefSeq and is a predicted model, not a curated record.
AUGCUGUUUAUUGUCUACAGAAUUUAUACUGGUGACAAAGAAAUGCUUGGAAAGUGUGAACAGUUUUUCUUGGAACUAAUGAAGGUUCCACGUAUAGAAGCAAAGUUACGAGUGUUUGGCUUCAAGAUUACCUUUGCUUCUCAGGCGGAAGACUUAAAAAGCUGCCUUAAUACAAUAAACGCUGCUACUAAAGAGGUGAAGGAGUCAGCUAAGUUGCGUCAGAUUAUGCAAACAAUUUUAACACUGGGAAAUGCUCUAAAUCAGGGAACUGCAAGAGGGUCUGCUGUGGGUUUCAAACUGGACAGUCUUCUUAAAUUAUCCGACACUCGUGCAAGAAAUAACAAAAUGACUUUGAUGCAUUACUUAUGCAAGCUUGUUGGUGAAAAAAUGCCAGAGUUGCUGGAUUUUGCUAAUGACCUUGUUCACUUGGAAGCUGCCUAAGGUACCCUUUUUAUUCAUAUUGAAUUGAAAACAUUGGCUGAAGAAAUGCAGGCGGCUGAUAAAGGCCUUAAAAAGGUUGUGCAAGAACUCGUAGCUUCAGAAAACGAUGGUGCAAUUUCUCUGGGUUUCCGGAAGGUGUUGAAGGAGUUUCUUGAUAUCGCUGAAGCAGAAGUGAGGUUGCUUGCUUCCUUACAUAAAGAAUCUGGAGGAAAUGCAGAUUCCUUGUGCCAGUACUUCGGUGAGGAUAUGGUAAAGCUAUUAUGUGAUAAAUGCAACUCACUCAUCUCCAUUGUGAUUAUCUGCAGUGACCAAGAUUCUGAUUCUUUUCAUGAAAACGUUCAUCAAAUCUCGAGAGGAGAAUGAAAAACAGGCCGAGGCUGACAAGAAGAAGCUAGAGAAAGAUGCAACUAAAGAGGUGCCAUUGGCAAAGAAAGAUAACGAAUGAUGUUAACCUCCAGAAUCCAUAGACAUGGAACGUUAACAACCCGAGGGGUUCAGACCGAUGAAAGAUUUGUUUUAUAGUACUCGAUGUUGCACAUACCAAACACGAGCAGAGAUCUUUCCUAGAUCAUAGACAACUUUGAUGAUGGAAGUAUAAACUCUAUAUGAUCAUCACUUCAUUCAUUGAUGUAAAAUCCGAGCUUCGUGUGUAUGUCCUAGAAAAUAUUUGAAACUUUGUAUAUCUUUUUUCAAAGAAUAAUAAUUUUCUUUACAUUCUA